Molecule: messenger RNA, 4467 nt
Organism: Ixodes scapularis (black-legged tick)
Lineage: Eukaryota; Metazoa; Arthropoda; Arachnida; Ixodida; Ixodidae
Gene: Sra-1
Product: cytoplasmic FMR1-interacting protein
Exons: 26
Coding region: 161-3961 (1266 amino acids)
Biological process (GO): cell projection assembly; axon guidance; cell morphogenesis
Cellular component (GO): synapse; SCAR complex; neuron projection
Molecular function (GO): RNA 7-methylguanosine cap binding; small GTPase binding
Source: RefSeq, a predicted model, not a curated record
CUAGUGUUGAAGCAUCAAAAUGGCGAAUUUCGUGGUGACACAGGCGUCGUCCGGACGAUAGUGUCGGCGGAAACCUACUUAAUACAGGUUGCAGGCCGUCGAAAGCUGGGAAGGCAGCGGGGACGCCCGUUUUGGCGACAGCGCCGCGAGAGCACCGGCCAUGGCUGCCGAGGUGACGCUUGCGGACGCGCUCUCCAACGUCGACGUGUUGGAUGAGCUGCCUCUUCCGGACCAGCAGCCGUGCAUCGAGGCCCUGCCCUGCAGCAUUGUCUACCAUGCCAACUUCGACACCAACUUCGAGGACCGCAACGCUUUCGUCACGGGGGUUGCCAAGUACAUCGAGGAGGCUACCGUGCACGCCGAGCUGAAUGAAAUGCUCGAACAAGGCCAGGAACAUGCAGUUAUGCUAUACACAUGGAGAUGCUGCUCUCGAGCCAUUCCCCAGCCCAAGUCUAAUGAGCAGCCAAACCGCGUAGAAAUUUACGAGAAGACAGUAGAGGUGCUGGCACCCGAAGUCAACAAGCUCCUCAACUUCAUGUACUUCCAGAGGCGUGCCAUCGACCGUUUCACGGCCGAGGUUAGGAGGCUGUGCCACACGGAGAAGCGGAAGGACUUUGUCUCGGAGGCCUACCUCUUAACCCUCGGCAAGUUCAUCAACAUGUUUGCCGUGCUCGACGAGCUCAAGAACAUGAAGUCCAGCGUCAAGAACGACUAUGCCACAUACCGCAGGGCGGCCCAGUUCCUGAAGGUGAUGGCAGACUCCCAGGCCCUGCAGGAGUCGCAGAACCUGUCCAUGUUCCUGGCCACCCAGAACAAGAUCCGGGACACCCUGAAGGAGACCCUGGAGAAGAUCCCAGGCUACGACGACCUGCUGGCCGACAUCGUCAACCUCUGCGUCCAGAUGUACGACACCAAGAUGUACAUGCUGCCCGCCGAGAAGCACAUGCUUGUCAAGGUGAUGGGGUUUGGCCUGUUUCUCAUGGACGGAGAGGUGUGCAACAUCAACAAGCAAGAUCAAAAGAAGCGCAUCUACAUCGGAAAGAUAGACAAAAUCUUCAAGGCCCUGGAGAUGGUGCCCCUGUUUGGGGACAUGCAGAUAGCGCCGUUCCACUACAUCAAGAGCAGCCCGCACUACGAGGCCGGUCGCUGGCCGCUGGCCAGCGCGAGCAGCCCGAGCCCCCAGUCGGACCUGCUGCAGCACCUGCCGGGCAUCCGGGACGACUACGAGCGCUACAUCAGCGAGCUGGCCCGGCACAGCAACGAGGUGACCACCACGGUGAAGGAGACGCCCCGCACGGACGCCGAGAACCGGGGGUUGAACGACCUGGCGCUGAGGGGCCUCCAGUUGCUCUCGGACUGGACCACCCACGUGACGGAGCUGUACUCGUGGAAGCUGAUGCACCCGACGGACCCCCACCAGAACAAGGAGUGCCCGGCGGAGGCCGAGGAGUACGAGCGUGCGACGCGCUAUAACUACACGGAGGAGGAGAAGUUUGGCCUCAUCGAGGUGAUCGCCAUGGUCAAAGGGCUGCAGGUGCUCAUGAGCCGCAUGGAAACAGUGUUCACGGAUGCGGUGAGGCGCCACGUCUACUGUGAGCUGCAGAGCUUUGUGCAGCACAGCCUCCGGGAGCCGCUGCGCAAGGCCGUCAAGAACAAGCGUGACCUUGUGCGCAGCAUCAUCAUGUCGGUGCGCGAGACCUGCGCUGACUGGAAGCGCGGAACAGAGCCCAACGAAGAUCCGGCGUUGAGGGGCAAGAAGGACCCGGACAACGGAUUCGACAUCUCGGCGCCCCGGAGGAACGUCGGACCUUCCAGCACGCAGCUGUACAUGGUACGCACGAUGCUGGAGUCCCUGAUUGCAGACAAGAGCGGAGGCAAGCGCACGCUGCGCAAGGACAUUGACGGCCCCUCCCUGAUGGAGAUUGACCGGUUCCACAAGGGCUCUUUCUACUGGAACUACCUGCUCAACUUCAGCCAGACACUGCAGGAGUGCUGCGACCUGUCCCAGCUAUGGUACCGAGAGUUCUACUUGGAAAUGACCAUGGGAAAACGGAUUCAGUUCCCGAUUGAAAUGUCCCUUCCGUGGAUCCUGACUGACCACAUCCUGACCACCAAGAACCCUUCCAUGAUGGAGUGUGUGCUGUAUCCACUGGACUUGUACAACGACAGCGCCUUCUAUGCCCUCACCAAGUUCAAAAAGCAGUUCUUGUACGACGAGGUGGAGGCCGAAGUGAACCUCUGCUUCGACCAGUUUGCCUACAAGCUGAGCGACCAGAUCUUCGCCUACUACAAGCACCUGGCCGGCAGCAUCCUGCUGGACAAGCGUUUCCGAGCGGAGUGUGCAGGCAACGCCACGGUGUUUGCGUAUCCGGUGGCAAACCGCUACGAGACGCUGCUUCGCCAGCGCCACGUUCAGCUGCUGGGGCGCUCGGUCGACCUGAACCGGCUGGUGGCUCAGCGGUUGGGGGCUGCUCUCCAGCGCAGCCUCGAACUGGCCGUGGCCCGCUUCGAAGCGCAGGACAUCACCGGAGUUGUCGAGCUGGAAGGCCUCCUGUCCGUGAACCGCAUGACGCACAAGCUGCUGAGUAAGUUUGUGACCCUGGACGACUUUGACGCCAUGCUGCGCGAGGCGAACCACAACGUGCUGGCCCCGUACGGCCGCGUCUGCCUGCACGUCUUCUGGGAGCUCAACUACGACUUCCUUCCAAACUACUGCUACAAUGCCGCCACCAACAGGUUUGUCAAGGUGAAGGACAUCACCCUGACACAACCCGUGACACGAGAGAAGAUGCCCGGCGCCCAACCGCACUACAUCUACGGAACCAAGGCUCUCAACUCGGCGUACAGCCAGAUCUACAGCCUGUACAGCGGAUUCGUGGGAGCACCCCACUUCCGGGCAAUAUGCCGCCUCUUGGGCUACCAGGGCAUUGCGGUGGUCAUGGAGGAACUGCUCAAGAUCGUCAAGAGCCUCAUCCAGGGAACGUUGCUGCAGUACACCAAGACGCUGCUCAACGUGAUGCCCAAAUUGUGCCGGUUGCCGCGGUAUGACUACGGAUCUCCAGGAAUCCUGGGUUACUACCACGCUCAGCUGAACGACAUUGUCCAGUAUCCGGACGUGAAGACGGAGAUGUUCCAGAGCUUCCGCGAAGUCGGAAACGCCAUUCUUUUCUGCCUGCUGGUGGAGCAAAGCUUGUCCCAGGAAGAAGUUUGUGACCUCCAGCAUGCAGCACCAUUCCAGAACAUCCUUCCGAGGCCAUACUGCAAAGACGGAGAGAAGCCCGAGACGAAGUUGAAGCGCCUGGAGUCGAAGUAUGCCCCCCUCCAGGUCGUGCAGAACAUUGAGCGGCUGGGAACGCCCAAGCAAGCGGGCAUAGCCAAGGAAGGGGACCUGCUGACCAAGGAGCGGCUGUGCUGUGGCCUGUCGGUGUUUGAGGUGAUCCUGACGCGCAUCAAGUCGUACCUGGAGGACCCCCUCUGGGUGGGGCCCCCGCCCUCCAACGGGGUGCUCAACGUGGAGGAGUGCACCGAGUUCCACCGGCUCUGGAGUGCCCUGCAGUUCGUCUACUGCAUCCCCGUCGGCGAGAACGAGUUCACCGUCGAGCAGCUGUUUGGCGAAGGCCUGCACUGGGCCGGCUGCACCAUGAUAGUGCUGCUGGGGCAGCAGCGGCGCUUCGAGGCCCUCGACUUCUGCUACCACAUCCUGCGAGUGCAGCGCGUGGACGGCAAAGACGAGCUCAUCAAGGGCAUCCCCCUGAAGCGGAUGGUGGACCGCAUCCGGCGCUUCCAGGUGCUCAACUCGCAGAUCUUUGCGGUGCUCAACAAGUACCUGAAGACGAGCGACGCGGACGCGCUGCCCGUGGAGCAUGUGCGCUGCUACCCGCCGCCCCUGCACCCGUCCCUGGCGGCCUCCAGACCCCCGCCGGGCACCAUCUACAUGCGGGCAGACGCCGUGCACAAGUAGCGGACGGCUCGCGGACGACCCGGUAAGAAGAGGAAACCAAUAUUGUCUUCAAUAGUAUCUUUUUCAUUUCGGAUGCUUUUAGAUGGGGGCAUUAGAUGAUCUUUUUUUCGAAGCAAUUGUUUCCAGAUGGCAAAGGAAGCAUCAUGUAUGUGUGUAAAAAAAUGUGUUUGCUGCUUUUUUUCUUUGGCUCGAUGAUUCCAAACUGCCGUAGUUUAACUCGGUUAUUUAUUGAUUCUCGCCAGUUCGGUUUUGGAGGACUGUUUCUCUCCCGCAUAGCAGCAGUGUUUACAGGCACCGCUCGUGUAUAUUUUGAGAUGGGACCGGCGUGUGAAUGGGUUGUGACAGUUGCUUGCACGAGGGCAGUCAUCUCCUUUCAAAACCAAGUCUAUAAUAUCAGUGCUGAUCGUCGUUUAUACCUCAUGUAGUGUCAGUAAACCGAGAUAAACCUGCGGUCUUUGUGUUUUUUUAUACUGCCUGAACGUAAUAAAACGGACGUCACACACUUU